This is a messenger RNA of Chenopodium quinoa (quinoa), 1160 nucleotides long. RefSeq lists its product as uncharacterized. Lineage: Eukaryota; Viridiplantae; Streptophyta; Magnoliopsida; Caryophyllales; Amaranthaceae. The coding region runs from base 349 to 969 and encodes 206 amino acids. The transcript is spliced from 3 exons. The record is from RefSeq and is a predicted model, not a curated record.
UUUUCUGUAGGAAGCGAUGGCAGAUUAUGAGAAAGCUAGACAAGCAAGGAUAAAACAAAACAAAAGAAGAAUGAAGGAUUUGGGGGUUAUGUCCAUGGCUUAUCAGCUGAAACAAUCUGUGAAGGGAUCGAAACAAACGAAAAAAAAAGCAAGAAGGUGACUAAAGAUACUAACGAGUACACACCUAAUGAAGAGGGUGAAUUGAACCACUCAAGUGAAGAGGAUGAAAAUCUAAUAAGGAAAAACAGUGUAAACUUGAGGUCUCGUUCGAAAAAGGUGUUUCUUUUUUUUUUCCUGAGAACUUCAUUAUGUGAGUCAGAAUUGAUAAAAAGUCAUGUAAUACUUUUAAUGUUUUUCUCGAAUACUUUAUUGCAGGUUGUGGCAUUGAGAGGGAUGAUUCCCACAAACAUUAAAGACAUGACAAGUGUCUCUUCAGUACCAAUGGCUAAUCUUGUUAAGAUGCGUCAUCAAAACAUCGAAAAAAAACAAGUAGGGCAAGGGUUGCAAGGGACAGAUUCAACGCAAAGAAAAAUCCAAUUAGGCAAGUUUAAUGCACGGAAAAAUCUAUCGUCCCAUAGUCAGCAAGAGAAAGAGGUUGAACUUGGGAAGGGUGUCCAAGCUAAGAUAGCGCAGAUACUUCCAAAAAAGAAGCGUACCAGAGGACCUACUAUGUGUAAGGAUGUUCAUGAAUGGACAUUAGAAGAGCGUAAGCUUAUUGUUCUUAAUGAAAUGGGAAAUCCUAUUGGUCCUGACGAUAAGACCGUAGAUACAUUUACAAGAUUCUUAGGGACAUUAGCUCGUAAUGCUUCUCUAGCGCCGUUGAACAAGAUUAAUUGGCAUCAUGUUAAAGACAAGGAUGAAAUUUGGAAUUAUGUGAAGUACAAAAGAAAUUCAUUAUCCCUGAAGAAGGUAAGGGCAGUGUAUUGUCAUCCGUGGGAAGGCUCUGGCGUAAAUAUAAAUGUAGUGUAAAGGCAAGCCACUUUACUCCAUAUGACAAUGAUGGUGAUAGGUUGGCAGAUCCACCUAUUAUAAUUCCAGAAGCGCAUUUCAAAGAGUUGCUAGAAUUUUGGAAUUUGGAACAAGUUCAGGUAAAAUUUAUUGUUUGUUUCCGUUAUAUGUAAUACAAUUGCUUACUACCCUCUAAAAAUAAAAAAUUUUAA